This is a messenger RNA of Scaptodrosophila lebanonensis, 1710 nucleotides long. RefSeq names its product lethal(2)neighbour of tid protein 2 (gene Alg3). Lineage: Eukaryota; Metazoa; Arthropoda; Insecta; Diptera; Drosophilidae. The transcript is spliced from 2 exons. The record is from RefSeq and is a predicted model, not a curated record. Gene Ontology annotation, molecular function: dol-P-Man:Man(5)GlcNAc(2)-PP-Dol alpha-1,3-mannosyltransferase activity. The coding region runs from base 59 to 1651 and encodes 530 amino acids. Gene Ontology annotation, cellular component: endoplasmic reticulum.
ACAACAACUUCGGAGGUGCACUUACAUUUUCCUCAUAAAAAAUAUAAAAAACAGUGCAAUGGCGCCGCCAAAAACUAAUAACCGCAACACGGGGCGUCGCAAGAAAUCUCCAUCUAAUCUUCUGGAGUCCCUGCUCGAUAAAUAUGUAAAUCUGAACUUUCUCAAAUAUCUCAUAUUCGAGCCGGCUGCCAUUCCUAUCAUAGCGAUACUAAUCGUUAUGACAGAGGCUUUUAUUAACAUGCUAGUUAUACAUCGAGUGCCAUAUACGGAAAUUGACUGGAUCGCCUAUAUGCAGGAAUGCGAGGGCUUUCUUAAUGGGACCACCAAUUAUGCUCUGUUGCGUGGUGACACCGGUCCUUUAGUGUAUCCAGCUGGCUUUGUGUACAUAUAUUCUGCCCUUUACUAUAUAACAGGGCAUGGCAGCAAUAUCCGAAUGGGUCAAUAUAUCUUCGCUGGCAUAUAUUUGUUGCAAAUGUGGCUUGUAUUGCGUUUAUAUGCGAAAAGUCGCAAGGUGCCACCGUAUGUGCUGGUGCUAAGCGCCUUUACAUCGUAUCGUAUUCAUUCGAUCUAUAUUUUGCGACUGUUCAAUGAUCCCGUUGCCAUACUCUUGCUCUAUGUGGCUAUCAAUCUUUUUCUGGAUCAUCGUUGGACCCUGGGAAGCGUUUUCUACAGCCUUGCGGUGGGAGUCAAAAUGAACAUAUUAUUGUUUGCGCCUGCUCUGCUGCUCUUUUAUCUGGCUAAUCUGGGCGUAGCCAAGACGCUUAUGCAGUUAAGUGUGUGUGCAGCAACACAAUUAAUUCUGGGUGCUCCAUUUCUGCUGACCUAUCCGCUGGAAUACUUACGUGGCAGCUUCGACUUGGGUCGAGUGUUUGAGCACAAAUGGACAGUGAACUACAGAUUUCUAUCCAAAGCGUUCUUCGAGGAUCGCAAGUUUCAUAUUUCAUUGCUAUUCAUGCAUCUUCUGCUGCUUCUGUACUUUGCCAAGCCCACCUGGACAUUUUUCAAAAGCUAUGUUCGCCUUCGGGAGCUGCAGAAGCAACUGCAACCACAGUUGGCACGUAAAAAUCUCGAGCAGCAGGCGAAUAUAAAAGCAAAGAAGUUACAAAGGAAUGAGCAGCCACAACCGGAGAAAGAGGAGCAGUUUAGUAAUGACCAGAAGACCUUUCUCAAAACGUUAGAGAAAAGUUUGCAAAAGGCAUCGGGUCAGAAGGCGCCACAGCAGAUUGCGCCUGCGCCCACCCAGGAAUCCGCAGAGCGCUACGGCAUACACUUUGACCAGUGCACCCAAUUGGCACUCUUGCCCUUCUUUUUGUGCAACUUCAUUGGCGUUGCCUGCGCACGCUCCCUACACUAUCAAUUCUAUGUCUGGUACUUUCACUCGCUGCCCUAUUUGGUUUGGUACACGCCCUUUUCUCUGGGCGUACGGUAUCUGAUCUUGGGGAUAAUCGAGUACUGCUGGAAUACAUAUCCAAGUACGCAUGUAUCCAGUGUUGCACUGCAUCUCUGUCAUCUGCUGCUCCUGGUGGGCGUGGGACGUCAGUUCUUCAAGACUGUCAGACUCAAUACAGUCGUGAAUAAGCAAACAGCUAACAUGAAUAAGCAGAAUGGUCAACAAACUCCGACGACACUGACGGCUAAGAAGACGCAGUAAAGAAAGAUAUUUGUACGUGUAUAUUAAACAAUAAAAAAAUUUCUUUUAAAAUCCUUAAA